Messenger RNA from Salvia miltiorrhiza (redroot sage), 486 nucleotides. RefSeq lists its product as uncharacterized. Bases 1 to 486 code for a protein of 161 amino acids. The record is from RefSeq and is a predicted model, not a curated record. NCBI's taxonomy places the organism in Eukaryota, Viridiplantae, Streptophyta, Magnoliopsida, Lamiales, Lamiaceae. The transcript has a single exon.
AUGAGAAGGCCGAAUCAGCCGAGCCAAGCACAACCACUCAGGGCUAUCCAAGGCCAACAGCUACUCUACCCACCACCACAGCAGCAGUUUCGACCUGCAAUACGUCCACCACAAAUUUCACAGGCAAGAGCCUAUGCCAUGCAUAAGAAUAAGCAAGGAAACAACCAAGGGAAUUUAGCAGGUAUGGGCACGUUACUCGAUACACCUGUUAUACUCCUGUUCGACAUGGGUGCCUCGCAUUCUUUCAUUGCAAGUGCAUGUGUAAAAACCUUAAAGCUCCAACCUGAAAAGACUAAUCAGGACUUGAGAAUUUCUUCACCAAUAGGAGGGACGACAGUAUUAACACAUGAUUGCUUGAACCUAGAGCUAACCAUAGGAUCGUUUAAGGUCAUAGUGAACAACUUGCACGUCAUAUCGAUGGAGGACGUUGAUAUAAUCCUGGGAAUGGACUGGCGAGCAGAGAACUAUGCCACGAUAUUGUGCUAA